UCUGCUCGAACGUCGCCAGUCCGCGGAACAAGCCGAGCGUCGAAUUGGCAGAGAGUGUCGCGCCGGUGCCGUCGGCGGGGACGAGUAGCGUGUAGCCUUCGGCGCGCUGCUCGAUGGGCGCGAUCGCCUCGGCGGAGAUGCUGUUCGCGGCAGCGCCCUUGCUCAAAGUCAGGGUGAGCGCCGGCAGGCUCUUGGCUUGGGAGAUCGCGCUAGCCGACGACGCGCCCCGGUCAACGACGAGCGCGGCGAGUUUGUCCUUGGCGAGGAGGCCUUUCGUGCGGGACACCGCGGCGACGAGGUCUGCGGGGGGAUGCGGGAGGGCGAUGUGGAUGUCGAAGGAGUGGGCAAGCUUGAGCGGCGUCGUGCCCGUCACCAGACUCGACGGCAGGGGCCAGAGGGCCUGCACCUGGAGUGCUGGCAGCAGAACCGCGCUACAUGCGAGGAGUGCCGACGCCUUCAUAGCUGAACGCGCGGAAAGGGGGAAGAUGGAGAAGCGGAGAAGGGUCGGUUCAACGUCUCAAGAACACCAGCUUUAUAAAGGCAAAGCAGGUUCUAUAGAUCAUCUCGACAAUCCCGCUCGAUGGAAGCAUGAUGCAUACAGCCUGACUAUAUGGCCUGGCGCCUGACCAUGAUUGUCUGAAUUUUAGUUUCACAUGCGGGAUGACGGAGAGGUUGUCAACGAGGAGAAGGAUACUCCGUCCGAUGUCCACGGGAGCAGACCCGCGUAAGCAGGCACAUAUAAAGAGAGACCGGUCGGAGAGUAUGGGAUAAUUCAGGGUGGUGGAGGACUCGGUCUUACGACAGCCAACCGUGGACAUUCCUCGACGACCCCGGAUGAGACCGACCCUGACCAUACUCGGCAGGAUGUCUGACCCGGUUAUACCAGGCCCUUGUGCGACCCUCCACUCCAACUAUCAUCCUCGUCGAGAUCAUCCUCCACACCACUUGCAUUGAGCGAGAAGGGUCUUCUCCAGCCGUCCAACGCUGAUAGAUGGCAGUCGUAUCACGGCUUUGCGAGCGAUGUGAUGAAUAGGUCGAUGUUCGCUUCUUCUAGCCGCACGGGCGAUUGAAGAGUCCAGUUGGAGUCGUAGCAGCGAGAAUUAUUAGGGGGAGCGUAUGUGCGGUCGAUGUACGUGAUGAACAUGCGUGAAGUCUCAGGGCGCCGGGAGGAAUGAGCAUCGCGUCUAUCAUUGGCUGUAUCAUCCGAACUGUAUCAAUACUUUC
This is a messenger RNA of Mycena citricolor, 1224 nucleotides long. The record is from the annotation of a GenBank genome assembly. Lineage: Eukaryota; Fungi; Basidiomycota; Agaricomycetes; Agaricales; Mycenaceae.